GUAGUUUAUCGUUUUUAUUUUUCGCAAAUCUCGACCCUUUAGCCUCGUGAACCCCAAGAAACCCUAGCUCUCACUCUCUCUCUCUAUCUAACACGUCGCUCACGGUAAAAAGAAAUUAAAUUCAAAAAAUUCGAAAAUCAACCGAAAAAUCGACUAGGGUUUCAAAUCGAACUCUUUUUGUGAGAUUCGAACUCCCAAAUCGAUUCUCUCUGCGUUUGAUCUUCGCAAUUCCAUGGAUGCGUUGGCGUUUGGUUUGUUUGAUUGAGAUCUGAAAAUUUGGGUAUGUGUACUCAUGAUGGGAUAUGAAAAUUGGGGAUUUUGGUUUGGGGUGUUUGGAUUGAGGAAUUGUUAAUGGAAAAUAGCGCGGGAAAGUCUGGUGGUGCUGAAAUUUCCAGGAAAACUAGAUCUUUGGAUAUUCAGAGUCUGUACAAAUCUACAGUUUCGAAAAAGGAGAGGAAUAACAAGAGGAAGAUUGGCGUAGAGACUGAUGGUGAGGUUAGGAAGAAGAAGAAGAGUAGGAAAGAAGUGUUACUGAGUAGUUUUGAGCAGGCGGGCAAGAAAAGGAGCACGUUGGAUAAAGUCUAUGGUGAUGGGGUGAGUUCGGAUUUGCCUGAUUCAGAGAGGUCGCAGUCGGGGUUGAGUCAGAAAUUGGAUAGCAGUAGUGGGUUCAACAGCAUUUCGCUUAAUUUGGAUGAUAGUGGUAAUGUUAUUCAAAUUCCAAAGCGCUGCAGAGACUUUGUGGUGCACAAGAAAUCUGAAAGCAAUCAAGUAUCAAGGCCAUUGGGAUCUUUGUCUAGUAGAGUCCAUGGUUCUGUUGAUCAGACUGUCAAGUUAAAUGGGGAGUGCAAGACAUUGGAGGGCAAUCAAGGUUUGAGGAGGUUGUGGCCUCCUGGUGGUAAAGCCAGUUCCACCAAUCAGAUAGCCAAGUUAAAUGAUGAUUCUUCUGGUGAAGUUGUUUCUCCAAAGAAGGUUAAGGGGAAGUUGGGAUUUGAUGAUUUGAAGGAAAAUAGGAGGGGGGUGAGUUCAGCUCAGCUUGCUAAGGAGGAAGAUGGUCAUUUGUCUGUAAAUAGUGGUGAUGCAUCUUCUAGAAAGUGCCGCAGCAAUCAUAGGAAAAGGAAGAACUCGGCAUCAGGUGGUGAAAACCUUGAAAAGAAGGUUGAGCUUCUGGUUGAUAGCUCGAUCAAGGUAUGUGAUGAUUCCCAAGACGACAAUGAGGACAACCUUGAACAGAAUGCAGCAAGGAUGCUCUCUUCUCGAUUUGAUCCAAACUGUACUGGAUUUUCUUCAAAAAACAGAUCUUCUGGAUCACCAAGUGCAAAUGAUGAGUUGUCCAUUUUCAUCCAUUCUGAUGAUGAUUUUGGUAGUCGGGGAGCAAAUCUGUUGGUUGGGUUGGAGUCGGCAUAUGUAGAUACUGCUAACAGAGUAUUGCGGCCAAGGAAACAGCACAAAGAAAAGGUUUUUUUGAGGAAACGACGCCAUUUCUAUGAGAUUCUUUCCAGGGAGUUGGAUGCAUACUGGGUGUUGAACAGGAGAAUCAAGGUAUUUUGGCCGUUGGAUGAGAGUUGGUACUAUGGCCUUGUGAGUGAUUACGAUCCUGAAAGAAAGCUUCAUCAUAUCAAGUAUGAUGAUCGAGAUGAAGAAUGGAUUAACCUUCAAAAUGAGAGAUUCAAACUCUUGCUUCUCCCCAGUGAAGUUCCUCGUAAGACACAGCCAAAAAGAGCUACCAUGGGAAAGAAGUACAAUGACCAGGAAAAAAGAGACUUGGCUACUGAUGAUGAUAGCAUUAUAGGUAGCUAUACAGACUCAGAGCCCAUCAUCUCAUGGCUGGCUCGUUCUUAUCAUCGGGUCAAAUCUUCUCUCGUUUCAAAAAGACACAAAACAUCUCAUUUCUCACCAAAUUCUGUGCCACUCGUGUUGUCUACCAAGACUGAUGGUGCGUGUGGGUGUUUGGACAUGGGUUCCUCUGAAAGGGAUAUGAACAAACUAUCUUGGAAUUCUAUGCUGUCAGACAGAUUCAUUGAUACUGGCAGGGGUGAUAAGUCUGUGUUGGAAGGCACUAGUAGCUCCAGAAAUGGCAAAUUACCUGUUGUUUAUGUCAGAAGGCGCUUUCGGAAGAAAGACGAUGGAUUGUUUAAUGCAUUUGAGGAUGGCCAUGGAUGUGGAAGUGCACCUGUUUCUAUUGCCUCUGUUGUUGAGGGCUUCCAUGCUUCUAGAGAAUAUGAUAUUUCUCCUGGACACAUGGAAUCUGAGGGGUUAUUGUGGUCGGUUGAUAAUUCAGGCUUGUUAAAAUUGAUUAUUCCCGUGGUUGAAUUUAAACAAUUUAGGUUUGAGUUAGGCUCUCCAGUUCCUGUCCAGUGGUACACAUUUGAAGCAGAGAACUCCUGGUUGCUCCGCACUGUAUUACUGCUUAAUUAUGGUACUGUUAUGAUUACGUGGCCUAAGGUUCAUCUGGAGAUGCUUUUUGUUGAUAAUAUUGUUGGAUUGAGGUUUCUGUUGUUUGAAGGUUCCUUGAAACAGGCUGUGGCCUUUGUUUCACUGGUCCUAACAGUAUUUAAUCAACCAAAUGGACAGGGAAAGUAUGUUGAUGCGCAAAUGCCAGUAACUUCAAUCAGGUUUAAACUUUCUUGUGUCGAAGAUUUUAGAAAGCAGCAUGUGUUUGCAUUUUAUAGCUUCUUCAAAGUGAAAUAUUCAAAGUGGUUGUACCUAGAUUGUAAGCUGAAGCGACAUUGCUUGAUCACUAAGCAACUACCUCUUUCUGAGUGCACAUAUGAUAGCAUCAAGGCACUGGAGGGUGGUAGUAAUCAGCUACCCAUAAGUUCUAGUAGCAGGGAGUCCUCAGCAUUUGAGGGCUUAUGGAAGAAGUCUAUGCGGAGUAUUAUGCCCAUGGGUGCUUUCAGAGAGUCUUGCAGUGUAGCUAUGAACCAGUUGUCUAACUUGGACGCUAAGCAUGGAAAACUUCUUCCAUUUGCUCUUUCUUUUGCUGCUGCACCUACUUUCUUCCUUAGCCUGCAUCUCAAACUGCUUAUGGAAAAUAGUGUUGCCUCCAGCAGUCUUCAGGAUCAUGAUUUAAUACAUUCACUUGAGCAUUCUGAAAAGACAGGCCAUCCAAUUGCAAAUGUCUCACAGUUGGUGACUGACACGAUCUCAGAAUGCAAUGAUGGUGGUCGUGUCAGAUCAUUUCAGAAUUUCCAAAAUGGCAAGUGGAAUUUUGCUAGAACUUCUGCCUGCUCCAGAGAUCCUGGAGAAAACGCAAGUGAUGUAAUUGUGCAAUCAAAGAAGAUGGAAUGCAGCAGUCCAGAAUUGGAACAAUUGGUUACAUUGCCACAGCCUUUGGUUGCCAAUGAUCAGGUGUCUGUGGGCAUGUCUGAUGCUAGGUAUUACUCUGGUUUGACUGGUUUGAGAGUUGAAAUUCCAUCACUGGACCAAGUUGAAAGGUCCGUUGUUGGUAAAACACCCACUUCCACACAAUCUGAUGAUAUGGCUUGGAAUAUGAGCUAUAGCAUUGUCCACAGUCCCAACCCCACUGGUCCUACAAGUAUGGGGAAUCACAACAGGAAUAGCUCAAGUUCUUCAUUUGGAGAUGUAUUCCAUGCGUGGCCUGAUGGAAAGGCAGACUUCAUGCGCAAUGGCUUUGGCAAUGGACCGAAGAAGCCACGAACUCAGGUUCAAUACACUUUGCCUUCUGGAGGUUUAGAUUUUAACUCAAAGCACAAAAUGCAUAACCAGAGAAGGCUUCCUUACCAACGAAUUAGGAAAGCUAAUGAGAAGCGGGCAUCAGAUGGUUCUAGAAAUUCUCGUAGAAACCUGGAGUUGUUGUCUUGUGAUGCAAAUGUGUUGAUCACAAUUUGGGAUAGAGGGUGGAGAGAAUGUGGGGCACGUGUUGUGUUGGAACUUGCAGACCACAAUGAGUGGAGACUUGCAGUUAAACUUUCUGGGACUACGAAGUAUUCAUACAAAGCACAUCAAUUUCUGCAGCCUGGGUCAACAAACCGCUACACACAUGCUAUGGUGUGGAAAGGAGGAAAGGAUUGGGUCUUGGAGUUUCCUGAUAGGAGCCAGUGGAUGCUUUUCAAGGAGAUGCAUGAAGAGUGUUAUAAUCGGAACGUCCGUGCUGCUUCAGUCAAGAACAUCCCUAUUCCUGGAGUUCACCUGAUAGAGGAAAGUGAUGAUAAUGGAACAGAAGUGUUAUUUGUUCGCAGCUCCCCCAAAUACUUUCGGCAGAUUGAAACUGAUGUUGACAUGGCUAUGGAUCCAUCGCAUAUUUUAUAUGACAUGGACAGUGAUGAUGAGCAGUGGAUUUCAGAAAAUCAAAAGUCUUUGUGUGGACAAGGGAGUCAAUGUGAAGAGGUCUCUGAAGAAUUCUUUGAGAAGACGAUGCACAUGUUUGAGAAAGUUGCAUAUGCCCAUAAGUGUGAUCACUUUACAUCUGAAGAAAUUGAAGAGUUCAUGGCUGGAGUUGGGCCUGUGGAAGCAAUUAAAAUCAUCUACAAGCAUUGGCAACUGAAGAGGCAGAUGAAAAGGAUGCCAUUAAUUCGACAUCUCCAGCCUCCAUUGUGGGAAUGGUAUGAGCAACAAGUGAAAGAGUGGGAGCAAGCAAUGACCAAGGCCAACAGGGCUCUCUCCAAUGGAUGCCAGGAGAAGGCUUUACCCAUGGAUAAACCACCCAUGUUUGCUUUCUGUUUGAAACCUCGUGGUUUGGAAACGCAAAAUAAAGGUUCAAAACACAGGUCACAUCGGAGAUUUCCAGUUUCUGGGCACAACCAUACUUCUCCGGGUGAUCAGGAUGGUUUUCAUGCUGUUGGGCGAAGAUUGAAUGGAUUUGCUUUUGGAGGAGAUGAGAAGGUUAUGUUUCAGGGAUAUAGCCAUGAACCUUCAGAUGCUUCCCCAUCGUUUCAGGCAUCAAGGUCAUUCACACCACGGGAUAGUGGCUUUGGAAACUUCUCAUUGAGUAGUGACUGGUCUGAGUGGAAUCAUCACCCAAAACUUCACAGGAACAAAUCGAAGAAAAUUGGGACAUUUCUGCCCCCAAAUAAUUCACUAAUGGUGGCUUCGUACAAUCAGAGGACAACAAUAGGAAAGAAAAAUGGGGUUCAUCGGUGGAAUAUGGGCUUGCCCGAGUGGCCAAGUCAAAAGCACUACCAAUCAGAAAUAUCUCUGGGGCAUGGCAUUGAACUUUUGGACGGUUCAGAUCUUGAUGAGUUCAGGUUGCGUGAUGCAUCCGGUGCAGCUCAGCACGCGCUUAACAUGGCUAAGCUCAAGAGGGAAAAAGCUCAGAGAUUGCUUUACAGAGCCGAUCUGGCAAUUCACAAGGCCGUGGUUGCACUCAUGACCGCUGACACAAUCAGAGCUUCUUUUGAGCACUCGAAUGGUGAUGGGUAGAUGAAUGACAUUGAGUCAACAUUGUUUUUUUAGCUAAGAGUGGCUCUGGUAUUUCUUUUGUCAAUGGUGGCACAGCCUUUCAUCAUUGUCUGUAGAUUCCAAAGUGAACUUCUUACAUUGAUGUCUAUUGCGGGCAGUCAAGAUGAGCGAAACUGUUGUUUCUACCAUUCAUCGCAUCGUCGUUAUCAAGGCAGGUUUUGGUACAUAACUUCCUGGUUCUACACACUAGUUCUUUUUCCAAGCAUUGGGUUUUCUGUGUGCAAUGCGACUCACUUGUGCUGGUAAGGGGUGUGUGGAAUUUUGGUGCCGAUCAUUGUACAGAUUUUUUUCACCCUCUCCUCUUUGUUCCUUUUUAUGUCUUAACCUCAGUUUAAGUGUUUGAUAUUGAAGGAGCAAUUGGCCCAAAUAAUAUGACACACCUCAUGAAAUUCAAAGUACAGAAUCAAAUGUAGAGCAUGUACCAACCAGAGCACCUGUUGUCCCUAGAAAAAGAUGAGAGGAAAAGAAAUGCUGUAAGUAAAAUUAAUCGUGAUAUUUUGUCAGGAUUUGUUAGAGGCUUAGAUCUUGUAGUUUUUUAAUUGGCUGAAGCAUAUAUGUAUAGAUAGAUAUGUAUAUGCUAUUCUGUAUGUGGGUUGUUCCUUGUUAAUCUGUGCUCUUGCAUUGUGAUAUGCAUGAAGUUUGUCUGCAGCAUAUAGCACGACAUAACAGGGAAUGUGAUAAUUUAUGUGAACUGCUUACAUAUCUGUGGAUUGGAAAACCUAGUGAGCUUUGAGGUGCCGUGGUGGUGGUGGUAUUUAUUAUGCAUCCAAAAAAAUUAUCAUGAAAAUUACAUUAGAAAUGGACUUGUGUGGGCGGAUUUAUUUUGAAUGUGGCUCAUAUAGUACACCAAGUUUGAA
This is a messenger RNA of Camellia sinensis, 6275 nucleotides long. RefSeq lists its product as uncharacterized. The record is from RefSeq and is a predicted model, not a curated record. NCBI's taxonomy places the organism in Eukaryota, Viridiplantae, Streptophyta, Magnoliopsida, Ericales, Theaceae. Gene Ontology annotation, biological process: regulation of transcription by RNA polymerase II. Gene Ontology annotation, cellular component: NuA4 histone acetyltransferase complex.